AGAGUUUUAUUGUACGACUUAAUUAACUGUGUGUAAUAGGGGACAUUUUGGAGGAGAAACACAAACUUAAUCAAAACUGUGAACUACUGUACAUAAAACAAAUUGGACACAAUGAGUAAAAUAGAGCAAGGCGAGUUUGAUAAGGAUGAGGACUUUGCAGGGAUUUUUGAUGUUGGUAAAGGUAUCGGACAUAACUCUCCGAUGCAGAGAGAAAUCAGCGUUGCAACACCUGGAGUUGGAACUCUCGUUCUGAUUUCUCAUUUUCUACAUAACAGUUACUAUAAAAGACCUUUUUAUCACCAACUUGUAACAAGGGGUCUCCCAAAAGUUGGCCUUGCAAUGUUUCUGAUAGAAUCCCUAAGGACAAUAAAUUACAAGAGAUACACAAGGCGUCAUAAAAUGGUGGAGUUGUACUAUGAACAACAUAAAGACGAACUUCCGCGUAUUGGUCCAGGUCCAAGGAAAUAUUGUGAAACAGUAGGAGACUGGAACUGUACACGGUUUUAAGUUUAUGAACUCAACUUUAGUGAAUUUUAUGUGACACACUGUACAUUGUGAAUUUCAAUGAUGGAAUGCAGUUCUGGAAAGAAGUGAGGUUCCAAAGGACAUUUGAUAUAUGGAUUUUCAUGUUAAUAUUAAGUAAAUUAGCAUAUUGUCAUGAAUGGAAAUUAAAGAGAAGGGCAGAUGGGAA
Messenger RNA from Ostrea edulis (European flat oyster), 691 nucleotides. RefSeq lists its product as uncharacterized. NCBI's taxonomy places the organism in Eukaryota, Metazoa, Mollusca, Bivalvia, Ostreida, Ostreidae. The coding region runs from base 112 to 507 and encodes 131 amino acids. The record is from RefSeq and is a predicted model, not a curated record. The transcript has 3 exons.